This is a messenger RNA of Pochonia chlamydosporia 170, 2079 nucleotides long. RefSeq names its product NADH-ubiquinone oxidoreductase. The transcript is spliced from 2 exons. NCBI's taxonomy places the organism in Eukaryota, Fungi, Ascomycota, Sordariomycetes, Hypocreales, Clavicipitaceae. Bases 1 to 2079 code for a protein of 692 amino acids. Gene Ontology annotation, molecular function: calcium ion binding; NADH dehydrogenase activity. The record is from RefSeq and is a predicted model, not a curated record.
AUGCGAGCGCGCAACGUCUCCCAAACAGCUGCUGGUCUGGCACGAACCGCCAAUAUCCGGCAGUCGACUCGUAUCGUUGCGCCCCAAUGGAAGAAUUCCAUGGCAAAAUUGGCUCCUGGCCGCCUAAUGCAAGCUCGAACAUAUAUCAAUGUCUCUGGGGUCCGGUCUGAAAUAAGGGACCGCGCUCGUGGUAACCUAGGCUCCUUUGUACAGCUUCGCCCGUUAUCUGGAAAGCCUCUUCCCCAGGUCAAUUCAUGGGUAGUUAAUUUCUGUUACAGGGCCGGCGCCUGGCUUGGAAUUUCUGUAACUGUACUUGGUCUUGGCGUGGUUGGCUUCUUCCUCUACGACGCCACCACGUACAAACAUGAAGGAGAGCAGAGCGACAUCAACGUCUCCCAACUAGCUCUGCAGCCCCGACGAGGUGGCCCCGAUAAUCUACCGAUUGCCGAAGUGUUUAUUGACGACGACGAUUGUGAAGCCAAGAAACAAAACAAGGACAAACCCAAGCUCGUCGUUCUCGGUGGAGGCUGGGGAGGUAUUGCUCUCCUCAAAAGCCUAAACCCUGACGACUAUCACGUUACGGUAAUCUCACCGACUAAUUAUUUUCUCUUCACACCAAUGCUUCCUUCGGCGACUGUGGGGACCCUGGAAUUUCGAUCUCUUGUUGAGCCUAUUCGCCGAAUUCUGAGUCGAGUCAAUGGGCACUUCAUUCGCGCUAAAGCUGAGGAUGUUCAUUUCUCUGAUAAGUUGGUUGAGGUGUCUCAAGUGGAUAGCGAGGGAAAAGAAGUUCGGUUUUAUGUCCCGUACGACAAAUUGGUAAUUGCUGUAGGCUCUGUAACAAACCCUCACGGUGUUAAGGGCCUUGAUAAUGCCUUCUUUCUCAAGGACAUCAACGACGCCCGGAAGAUACGCAACCAGGUUAUUCGAAACCUUGAGGUUGCUUGCUUGCCUACGACAUCAGACGAUGAACGGAAGCGACUCCUUUCCUUUGUCGUGAGCGGUGGAGGGCCGACUGGUGUUGAGUUUGCUGCAGAAAUGUACGAUCUUUUGAAUGAGGAUCUUACUCGGCACUUUCCGCGGUUACUCCGAAAUGAAAUUUCCGUUCACCUCAUCCAGAGUCGCAGCCACAUUCUCAACACAUACGAUGAAACUGUCUCCAAGUAUGCCGAGGAUCGAUUCGCUCGAGAUCAAGUUGAGGUUCUCACCAACUCGCGAGUGAAGGAGGUUUGCCCCGACAAGAUCGUUUUCACACAAAAGCAACCAGAUGGUACCCUUGUCACCAAGGAGCUCCCUGCGGGGUUUGUGCUCUGGUCUACCGGCGUGUCCCAGACUGCGCUUUGCCAGAAGCUAGCUAAGAAACUGGGAGAUGUGCAGAGUAAUCGCCACGCCUUAGAGACUGAUACUCAUCUGAGGCUGAAUGGAACGCCACUAGGUGACGUGUACGCGAUUGGAGACUGCUCUACUGUUCAAAACAAUGUUGCGGACCAUAUUAUAACGUUCCUCCGAACUUUGGCAUGGAAGCACGGCAAAGAUCCUGAGAUUCUUCAGUUGCAUUUCAACGAUUGGCGGCAAGUUGCACAUGACGUGAAAAAGCGCUUCCCACAAUCCGUGAAUCACUUAAAACGGCUAGACAAGCUGUUUGCCGAGUUCGAUAAAGAUCAGUCUGGAACCUUGGAUUUUGGAGAGCUACGAGAACUUCUGAAUCAGAUCGAUAGCAAGCUAACCUCGUUGCCAGCAACGGCUCAGAGGGCACACCAGCAAGGUUGUUAUCUCGCCCAGAAGCUUAACAAGUUAGCACAUUUGUCAGAAGGGCUGUCAGCCAACGAUAUUCGCGAUGGCGAUCUCGACGCUGCAGCAUACAAAGCGUUUGAAUACCAUCAUUUAGGAAGCUUGGCAUAUAUAGGAAAUUCUGCUGUAUUCGAUUUGGGCGAGGGCUGGAGCGUGGCUGGUGGUCUUUGGGCAGUGUAUGCAUGGCGGUCUGUCUAUUUUGCCCAGAGUGUUAGUUUCCGCACACGUUGCUUGCUGGCGAUGGAUUGGGCUAAACGCGGCUUAUUCGGACGAGACCUGAUGAGCUUCUGA